GUCCACCAGCCCCUCAUUCAGUCCUCCACCUCCAACAGCAAUCAAGUUCCUCCAGCCAGACCAUCGGACAACGUCCACCAUGAGCAAAUCCUUCUCCUCCCAGUCCGCCCAGUCAGCCUCCUCCUACCGCCGCACCUUCGGCUCCGGUGUUGGAUCCACCCCAAGCAUGUCCUCCAUGUUCUCCCACGGUGGGCGCGGCUCCUCCGGCUCGGCCCACAUGUCCUCCAGAGUGUAUGAGAUGACCAAGACCUCCGCCCGCCCGAGCUACUCCUCCGGCGGCAUCCGUUCCUCCUCCGGAGGCGCGAUGCGCUCGUACGCCGGGAUGGGUGAGAAGCUGGACUUCAACCUGGCCGACGCCACGAACCGCGACUUCCUGGACACCAGAACCAAUGAGAAGGCAGAGCUGCAGCACCUGAACGACCGGUUCGCCAGCUACAUUGAGAAGGUCCGUUUCCUGGAGCAACAGAACGCUACUCUGGUGGUGGAGAUCGAGAGGCUGAGGGGCCGCGAGCCGACCCGCGUGGCCGAGAUGUACGAGGAGGAAAUGAGAGAGCUGAGGCGCCAGGUGGACGGCAUGUCCAAUGACCGAGCCCGCAUAGAGGUGGAGAGAGACAACUUGGCUGAUGACCUGCAGAAACUCAAACUCAGGCUGCAGGAGGAGAUCCACCAGAAGGAAGAGGCAGAGAACAACCUGUCUGCUUUCAGAGCUGAUGUGGACUCUGCCACUCUGGCCAGGCUGGACCUGGAGAGACGCAUUGAGAGCCUGCAGGAGGAGAUCACCUUCCUCAAGAAGAUUCAUGAGGAGGAGAUCCAUGAGCUGACGAGCCAGAUGCAGGAGACCUCAGUACAGGUCCAGAUGGACAUGACCAAACCGGACCUGACCGCUGCCCUCAGGGACAUCCGCAUGCAGUACGAGGGCAUCGCCGCCAAGAACAUCUCAGAGGCAGAGGACUGGUACAAGUCCAAGGUGUCAGACCUGAACCAGGCUGUGAACAAGAACAACGAUGCUCUGAGACAGGCCAAACAGGAGAGCAUGGAGUUCAGACACCAGAUCCAGUCCUACACCUGCGAGAUCGACUCUCUCAAGGGAACCAACGAGUCUCUGCUGAGGCAGAUGAGGGAGAUGGAGGAUCGUCUGGGAAACGAGUCUGGAGGUUACCAGGACUCCAUCACCCGUCUGGAGGCUGAGAUCGCCAAGAUGAAGGAUGAUAUGGCUCGCCACCUCAGAGAGUACCAGGACCUGCUCAACGUCAAGAUGGCCCUGGACAUAGAGAUCGCUACCUACAGGAAACUACUGGAGGGAGAGGAGAGCAGAAUCACUGUAUCUGGCUCCCAGUCUUCCCACUCAGGCUCCCGCUCUAAUGCCUCAUUAUAUUCCACUGUUGGAUUCAGAGAGACCAGCCCAGACGCGGGGCGAUCAUCAGAGGUCCACUCCAAGAAGACUGUUCUGAUCAAGACCAUCGAGACCCGCGAUGGAGAGGUGGUCAGUGAAUCUACACAGCAGCAGCAGGACAUCAUGUAAACAACAACAACAACAAGUUUAAAUUAGGAUUGAUGUUUACAUAACAAGAUACAAGGGGUUCUCUAGCUACCGUUUCUAAGGAAAGCCUAUUUUAAAAGGUCUCUCUUUGAGAGGGAGUGAGGUACGAACACCUUACGAAGGUGUUAUAAUCACCUUAUGCAGGGUUAUGACCGCCAUAGGAAUGUUUAUAACUCAUUAACUCCUACUAAUCAGAUGUUAUAUGACCCAUCACCAAAGGAGAAGAACACAGGAGAAGACAAUGUUACAGUAAUCAGGAAGGUGGGAACAAGGUGGAGUGGAAGUCAAGUCAUGCCCUGGCCAGAACAGGAACACGCAUGGCUAGACGGGAGCGCCAGAAUGUCAAGAAUAGGAUUUCUGUAGUGCACGUUUUUUGCAAGUGUGUGUGUGUGGGUGGGUCUCUUUGCUUCACAAUGUUUCACAGUGCCAAUGAUUUGAAAAUAAAGAUAUAUACGGUAUCUUCAAAAAAGAA
This is a messenger RNA of Coregonus clupeaformis (lake whitefish), 2012 nucleotides long. RefSeq names its product desmin. NCBI's taxonomy places the organism in Eukaryota, Metazoa, Chordata, Actinopteri, Salmoniformes, Salmonidae. Bases 80 to 1522 code for a protein of 480 amino acids. Gene Ontology annotation, biological process: skeletal muscle organ development. The transcript has 9 exons. The record is from RefSeq and is a predicted model, not a curated record. Gene Ontology annotation, cellular component: Z disc; intermediate filament; cell-cell junction.